CCUCGCCCCCGCCCAGAGCCGGGCGGAGGGUGGCGGUCCUCGGCCUCGCGGGUCCCCGCUCCGGGAAGCUGCUCCGAGCCGGGUGCUGUUGCUAAUGAGCUCUCUCUCCUCCCCUCUUGCAAUGAAAGACAAGCCAGCCCCAGGUACCUGGAUGGAUUGAGAGCUGAAAGCUCAGAAACUUCAUAAUAAGUUGCCAAUGGCUACCAGCCAGGGUCAGCUGGCCCCCAUUAGUACCUGUCCCCACCAGAGCAGACCAAAUAACCUUCUCCACAGUUAACACCUCAGUAGCUUUAUUUUCCAGUCCAGUCGUACAAUUGUCACUUUAAGGCCAUAUGAAAAGAAAUCUCUUUUAUUGGUCUGAGAUGCCAAGUCCAGUCCCAGAGAGGAAACAUGUUUCCAGCUAACAUGUCCACCUCCUGAUGUUAUUUUAUCUUUACAACACAGGCUGGAGGGUUGUUUUCAGUCGUGUUGAGUGCACCACACAUUAAGGGCCCUUUAAAGACCUGGAUUGAUUGGAAGGACAAAAAUUAAAGGCAAUCUGACCCGGCCUCAUGCUGGGUCCCUGCGGAUUUUCUCCUUAUCCCAUUUCCACCCACUGUCACAAUUUGAGAAUCUGCCUGAUUUGAUCAGGUUCACCUCCGGGGGAGGUGUGAUGCCAAGGUUAGGAGGACGCAAAGUUAUGGGCAACUUUUUGACCCACCCAUCAGCAGUCUGAGAAACGCUGGCUCUGAAUUUUCUGUAUCGGCCUUUCGGAAAAACAAGUUCCUUGCUGCUUGCAAACCUUCAGCGCUUGAGAUCCUGGGACAUCCCAGCUACCAUCAUCUGGUAGAUGUGGCAUUUCCAUGCUGAGCCCGAGAGUCCCUCCUGACCCGGUUGCUGCCUCUCCAGGGCCUCUCUGGGCUGGGCCCCCGCGGCCUGCGCAGCCAUGCUGCACCUGCUGGCUCUCUUCCUGCACUGCCUCUCGCUGGCCUCUGGGGACUACGACAUCUGCAAAUCCUGGGUGACCACGGAUGAGGGCCCCACCUGGGAGUUCUACGCCUGCCAGCCCAAGGUGAUGCGCCUGAAGGACUACGUCAAGGUGAAGGUGGAGCCCUCGGGCAUCACAUGCGGAGACCCCCCGGAGAGGUUCUGCUCCCACGAGAACCCCUACCUGUGCAGCAACGAGUGUGACGCCUCCAACCCAGACCUGGCCCACCCACCCCGGCUCAUGUUUGACAAGGAGGACGAGGGACUGGCCACCUACUGGCAGAGCAUCACGUGGAGCCGCUACCCCAGCCCGCUGGAAGCCAACAUCACCCUGUCGUGGAACAAGAGCGUGGAGCUGACGGACGACGUGGUGAUGACCUUCGAGUAUGGCCGGCCCACGGUCAUGGUCCUCGAGAAGUCCCUGGACAACGGGCGCACAUGGCAGCCCUACCAGUUCUACGCCGAGGACUGCAUGGAGGCCUUCGGCAUGUCCGCCCGCCGCGCCCGCGACAUGUCAUCCUCCAGCGCCCACCGGGUGCUCUGCACCGAGGAGUACUCGCGCUGGGCGGGCUCCAAGAAGGAGAAGCACGUGCGCUUCGAGGUGCGGGACCGCUUCGCCAUCUUCGCCGGCCCGGAUCUGCGCAACAUGGACAACCUGUACACGCGGCUGGAGAGCGCCAAGGGCCUCAAGGAGUUCUUCACCCUCACCGACCUGCGCAUGCGACUGCUGCGCCCGGCCCUGGGCGGCACCUACGUGCAGCGGGAGAACCUCUACAAGUACUUCUACGCCAUUUCCAACAUCGAGGUCAUUGGCAGGUGCAAGUGCAACCUGCACGCCAACCUGUGCUCCGUGCGCGAGGGCAGCCUGCAGUGCGAGUGUGAGCACAACACCACCGGCCCCGACUGCGGCAAGUGCAAGAAGAACUUCCGCACCCGCUCCUGGCGGGCCGGCUCCUACCUGCCGCUGCCCCACGGCUCUCCCAAUGCCUGUGCCGCUGCAGGCUCCUUUGGCAACUGUGAGUGCUACGGCCACUCCAACCGCUGCAGCUACAUCGACUUCCUGAACGUGGUGACCUGCGUCAGCUGCAAGCACAACACGAGAGGCCAGCACUGCCAGCACUGCCGUCUGGGCUACUACCGCAACGGCUCGGCCGAGCUGGACGACGAGAACGUCUGUAUCGAGUGUAACUGCAACCAGAUCGGCUCUGUGCACGACCGGUGCAACGAGACCGGCUUCUGCGAGUGCCGCGAGGGCGCGGCGGGGCCCAAGUGCGACGACUGCCUCCCCACGCACUACUGGCGCCAAGGCUGCUACCCCAACGUGUGCGACGACGACCAGCUGCUGUGCCAGAACGGCGGCACCUGCGUGCAGAACCAGCGCUGCGCCUGCCCGCGCGGCUACACCGGCGUGCGCUGCGAGCAGCCCCGCUGCGACCGCGACGACGGCGGCGGCGGCGGCCCGGACUGCGACCGCGCGCCCGGGGCUGCCGCGCGCCCCGCCCCCCUGCUCGGCUGCCUGCUGCUGCUGGGGCUGGCCGCGCGCCUGGGCCGCUGAGCCCUGCGGGGCUGGGGUCCCGGGGACCGGCCGGCGUCCCAGGCCGGCGGCGAGAAGGGUGCGGCCCGGCUGCUCCCAGGUGCUACUCGGCAGUCCUCCCGCCACGCAGCGGCGGCGAUCUCGGGUUUAGUUUUUCUUUUGUAUUACCCGCCGUCCUUCCUUUUUUUUUUUUUUUGCUGGCGGUGAGACGGGGUCGGGAGAAACGCUGCUCGCCCAGCACCCCCAAGUCCUGCCUCCCCACACUUGCGCACAGGACUGUUGCAGACACCCCUGCGCCUGUCCCGGGUUCGCCAUCAGCUGCGGACCCGGAACCCCAGUUGCCUACAACUCUAGUCGCUGACUUGAUUCUCUUUUAUAUUAUUUUCCUUGCAACCCACCAGAACUCAGGCCCCACUGAGGCCUGGUGACCGAGGACCUCACCGUCGCGGGGAGGGGUAGAAGGAAGGGUUGGGAGGGCUGGAAACUUCGUUUUGUAGAGAACUAUUUUUGUUUGUAUUAACUGCCCCCUGCAAGGAGGGACAUGGGUGGGAAUGCUGGUCACCAGGGGGUUGAUGGUGUAUAAUCCGACAGAGUAAAGAGUCGCUCACUGCUGC
Molecule: messenger RNA, 3114 nt
Organism: Lemur catta (Ring-tailed lemur)
Lineage: Eukaryota; Metazoa; Chordata; Mammalia; Primates; Lemuridae
Gene: NTNG2
Product: netrin G2
Exons: 8
Coding region: 926-2521 (531 amino acids)
Source: RefSeq, a predicted model, not a curated record